Aricia agestis (brown argus) is the source of this 557-nucleotide messenger RNA. RefSeq names its product U11/U12 small nuclear ribonucleoprotein 25 kDa protein-like. The record is from RefSeq and is a predicted model, not a curated record. Gene Ontology annotation, biological process: mRNA splicing, via spliceosome. The transcript has 3 exons. Gene Ontology annotation, cellular component: U12-type spliceosomal complex. Bases 70 to 540 code for a protein of 156 amino acids. NCBI's taxonomy places the organism in Eukaryota, Metazoa, Arthropoda, Insecta, Lepidoptera, Lycaenidae.
UGUGUAAAACUGUAUUUGUAAUUAAAAACAACUAAGAACCCUUUAAAAUAUUAAUAUUUUUCUAUAAGUAUGACUAUAAAUCUUGAUCAUUUAGGGGAGUUAGUAAAAACUUUAUCUCAUGAAGAGUUAAAUGAAGUCACAAAAUCUUCACUAUCCUCUCUAUUCAAGUGUGAUGCAGUACUAUCAGAUUUGCCUUCAGAUAUAACAUAUGAAGAAAUUACUAACUUGACUGCAGUUGAGCAUGGACAAUCAAUAACAAUUAUUGUGGCAAGGGAAGAUGAAGUUCCACUGAAAGUUAUUGUACCCCAAAAGGCGACUGUUAAAGAUUUGAAAAAAGCUGUAGCAAGAAGUUUUGAAAAUUAUCAAAAUAGAACUGGAAGUAAAGUUAAAAUAUCUUGGAAAUACUUAUGGAAGACAUAUAAUUUAUGCUAUGAUAGUUUAUUGCUAGACAAUGAUAAUAGCAGCAUUGAUGAUUAUGGCGUAGGCAAUAAAGUAACAUUAACCUUUAAAAAGAAAAGGAAUAUGAGGAAAGCCAUGUAAAUUUUAAAUAAACUUUA